Molecule: messenger RNA, 546 nt
Organism: Quercus robur (English oak)
Lineage: Eukaryota; Viridiplantae; Streptophyta; Magnoliopsida; Fagales; Fagaceae
Exons: 1
Coding region: 1-546 (181 amino acids)
Molecular function (GO): nucleic acid binding; RNA-DNA hybrid ribonuclease activity
Source: RefSeq, a predicted model, not a curated record
AUGCUCUACUACACCGUGUGGCUCAUUUCCCAUAUAGAUCCCAUUAAGUACAUCUUUGAAAAGCUAGCUCUUACAAGGAAGAUCUCCCGUUGGCAAAUGUUGCUCUCCAUAUUCAACUUUGUGUUUGUCACGAGAAAUGCCAUCAAGGGCCAGGCUGUAGUCGACUACCUAGCGGACCGGCUGCUGAAUGAUCCAGAACUUUCAGAAUCCCUCUUCCUUGAUGAGGAUGUCAUGGCACUAGAGCCAGAACCAAACAAUGUGGAACCGUGGCGUUGGAAGCUUUAUUUUGAUGGAGUCGCCAAUUUUACCGGAAAUGAAGUGGGAGCAGUCUUAGUUUCCCUCAAGGGCCAGCAAAUCCCUAUUUCAGUCAAGCUAAAUUUUGAUUGCACCAACAACGUCACAGAAUAUAAAGUGUGCAUAGUCGGCUUGCAAGUGACCCUAGAGUUCGGCGCCUAUGACUUGAGCGUCUUUGGAGAUUCCCUAUUAAUCAUCUCCCAAAUCAAAGGAAAAUGGCAAGCUCGAGACACCAAGUUGAUUCCGUAUUAG